Cucurbita maxima (winter squash) is the source of this 2158-nucleotide messenger RNA. Its product is annotated as probable methyltransferase PMT23. The transcript has 8 exons. The coding region runs from base 75 to 1937 and encodes 620 amino acids. The record is from RefSeq and is a predicted model, not a curated record. Gene Ontology annotation, molecular function: methyltransferase activity. Gene Ontology annotation, cellular component: endosome; trans-Golgi network; cytoplasm. NCBI's taxonomy places the organism in Eukaryota, Viridiplantae, Streptophyta, Magnoliopsida, Cucurbitales, Cucurbitaceae.
UCCUUCUCUGUAUCGCACUUUUCCCUCUCUCUGAUCCAAUUCAUUCUCUUUCUCUCGCUCUCAAUUGAUCAUCAAUGGCGAUUUCACUCCAAAGCUUCUUCCAAGAACGAAGAACACCUUUCCUCUUCACUCUCUCACUCCUCCUCAUUUGCUUUCUGAUUCUCUUCUUCACCGAUUCCCUUUCCCUCAACCCUCUCGUUCGAAAGUACUCCUCUCUUCGAUCCCAUUUUGGAACACCCUCUUCUUAUUCUUCUUCUCCUUCUCCUUCUUCUUCUUCUUCUUCUUCUUUUCGGCCUUCUUCUCGGCUUGAUUUGAAACCAUCUUCUGCAGAUUCUGUUCUUUCUCACGAUCUUGAUUUUUCUAAUUCUUCGGCGGCGAAUUUCAGCUGGGAGCUCUGUGGUGGGUCUGUGGCCUUCGAUUUCAUUCCCUGCUUGGAUAACUUCAAGGCGAUUAAGGCUUUGAAGUCGAGGAGGCACAUGGAGCACCGUGAACGCCAUUGCCCUAGUCCCAGUCCGCGCUGUUUGAUUCCGCUUCCCAUUGGUUAUAAGGUCCCGGUUCCCUGGCCCAAGAGUAGGGACAUGAUUUGGUACGAUAAUGUUCCUCAUCCGAAGCUUGUUCAAUACAAGAAAGACCAACAUUGGGUUGUUAAGUUGGACGAGUAUCUUAACUUUCCUGGAGGUGGUACACAGUUCAAGGAUGGAGUUGAUCACUAUAUUUACUUCAUUCAGAAGGCUUUACCGGAUAUCAAAUGGGGGGAAAACAUCAGAGUUAUUCUAGAUGUUGGUUGUGGUGUUGCCAGCUUUGGUGGGUAUUUACUGCAGAAAAAUGUUCUUACCAUGUCAUUUGCCCCGAAGGAUGAACAUGAAGCACAGAUACAAUUUGCUUUAGAACGAGGAAUUCCCGCAACUCUCUCAGUCAUUGGAACUCAGAGGCUAACAUUUCCUGACAAUGCGUAUGAUUUGAUACAUUGUGCUCGUUGCAGGGUCCAUUGGGAUGCAGAUGGUGGAAAACCAUUAUUGGAGCUCAACAGGAUUCUCAGACCUGGAGGAUAUUUCAUAUGGUCUGCUACACCAGUUUAUCGUGACAACGAAAGAGACAAGAAUGUCUGGAAAGAAAUGGUAUUGCUAACGAAGUCAAUGUGCUGGAAGGUAGUGCAAAAGACUAUGGAUUCAUCUGGGGUUGGCCUUGUAAUAUAUCAGAAGCCCACCUUGACAUCUUGCUAUGAAGAACGUAGCAAAAAUGACCCUCCUAUAUGCCAUGAAAAGAACAAGAGAAAUAGUUCUUGGUAUGUGCCCCUGACUAAAUGUAUUUCCCAGCUUCCAGUUGAUAGCAAAGGCAACUAUUAUAAUUGGCCUUCGCCAUGGCCGGAGAGACUAACUAGCAGGCCUCCUAGCUUGUCGGUUGAACCAAAUUCUGAGGAGAAGUUCUUGGAGGAUACCAAACAUUGGUCUACUGUUGUGUCAGAUGUUUAUCGAGAUAACAUCGGCCUAAACUGGUCGAGCAUCCGAAAUGUGCUGGAUAUGAAUGCUGGCUAUGGAGGGUUUGCAGCUGCAUUGAUUGAUCUACCACUUUGGGUAAUGAAUGUUGUCCCCAUAGACGUACCAGAUACUUUGUCCAUUGUUUUUGACCGAGGAUUGAUCGGUCUCUACCACGACUGGUGCGAGUCCUUCAACACCUACCCUCGAACCUACGAUCUGCUACAUUCCAGCUUUCUCUUCACAUCUCUUAAGAGAAGAUGCGACGUGGUAGCUAUGGUCGUGGAGAUGGAUAGAAUAUUGAGGCCAGGCGGAUAUGUUUUGAUUCAGGACAGCAUGGAGGUAAUAAAGGAGCUUGGUCCUAUCUUUCAUUCACUUCACUUGUCCGUUUCUGUUUAUCAAGAUCAGUUUCUUGUUGGAAAGAAGGGAUUUUGGCGGCCAACAGCCCCUCAUACCAAGUGAGAAACAGUUGGUUUGAUAAAUUUAAUUCUUUGGCAUAGUUUUGUUUUGUCUUUGUUUACAUACUUCACUCCUUUUCAAUUGUAAAAGAAAAUACAUAGAACAAACAUGAGAGAUAUAUAAUUGUAUCUGAGGUUCAUCUCUUGGAGUUGGAGUAUGUAACAACGUAGCGGGGCGUUGGUUGGAAUGAUGAACCUAUCACUCAAAAAGGUAUCUCUAUUUUU